GGAAGGUAUAAUAAUGACUUUGAACAGAUGAUUUUCAACUGAAAAGGAUGGCCGCUCUCAUCAUUUUCAGUUGCUGCUUUUCUCAUAUCCUCCACCUAAAGUGAUUUAUCCAUUAUAAAAAAGUCAAUAUGGCGAACUCGAAGAAAUCCAUCUUGGAGUCCAAAUCUCUACAGAAUGUCGACAGCACGAUCGGUGUUGCGAAUUUCGAGGAGCUACAUCAACGGCCAUUUAACCUGUGGAGCACUCUCGGAUUGGCCUUCUCAGUCACCUGCACUCCUCUAGCCAUUGGCUCUUACCUCUCAGUCAGUGUGGGUGUUGGGGGAAGCCCUGUUUUUUUGUUUGGGUAUAUUUUCUCUGCACUUAUGAAUCUUUGCAUUUGCAUUUCUUUGGCCGAGAUAUCGGCUAUAUAUCCCCAUGCAUCCGGUCAGAUAUACUGGACUGCAGUCCUCUCACCGAAGCGCUUCGUGAGACCAAUGGGCUAUCUUAGCGGUUGGCUGACAUCUGCUGGCUGGCUCUUCUGGGGUGCCUCAUCCUGCCUUCUCACCUCGCAGUUGACCUGGGCUCUCGUCCAAGCCUGCGAUUCGACGUUUGUAACUCAAUUGUGGCACUUCUACGUACUAUUUAUCGCAUGUGCUGUUGUUGCUCUGAUUAUCAACAUUCCGCUUUUUCGAUGGUAUCCUCAUCUCCUGAAAACCAUGGUUUUUUACACCAACCUAGGCGCCAUCUUUAUCUUUAUCGUCCUCCUCGUCCGAGCAACACCGAAACAAAGCGCCGAAGCAGUAUUCGUUGAUAUCAUAAAUAACACUGGCUGGGAUUCAAAGGGAGUGGUGUUCUUCAUUGGCCUUCUUCCGGGUGUCACUGCAGUAAAUGCAUUCGAUUCAGCAGCACAUCUAGCUGAGGAAAUGCCCGAACCCAGGAAGCAGGUCCCUAAAGUCAUGAUGAUCAGUGCUUUACUCAGCUUCGUUGCCACUAUUCCGAUGAUCUUUGCAUACAUGUUCUCUAUUGUCAAUCAGGAAGCUCUCUACAACCCGGUGGGAAAUCAACCAAUCAUCCAGCUCUUCCUUGAUUCCAUGGCAUCGCUACCAUUGACGAUAAUUUCGUCACUACUUCUUAUUUUGGCAAUGAUCAUGUCUGCAGUGACAAUCCUGACAACAUUCAGCAGGAUCUGGUGGUCUCUAGCCAGAGAUAAUGGUACACCAUUCCCUCACUUGUUCUCGAGAAUCAUGACCAAAGAUGAAUUACCAGUGCCUGCUAUCCUAUUUGGGUUCUCUGCUUCAGUCGCUUUAGGUGCAAUCCAGCUCGGUUCAACAACUGCCAUUAAUGCAAUCCUGGGUGCCGGAAUAAUUUGUAUGAUGCUGUCCUACGUUGUGCCUAUUAUUCUGUUCCUCGGAGCCAGGAAUAAUCUUCCUGAUAAUCGUUAUUUCAACCUUGGACGAUUUGGUGCGAUUUUCAACGUCAUUGCUAUAUUGUGGACCAUUUUCAUCAUAGUAUGGCUUUUCUUCCCUCUCUAUCUGCCAGUUACGGCUCUCACCAUGAACUAUUCAAUCGCCGUCAUUGCUGGGGUGUUUACCGUGAGCCUGAUUAAUUGGUUUGCCUAUUCUCGGAAAGUUUUCAAAGAGCCCACAGGAAUGGUUUUGGAGACAGUAGAACCAAUCGACGAUGUCUGAGACCAAAUCAUCGGAACUUUAUUAAUAAUGGGUCGCUCUACCAAUUGACAGUCCGCGGCCUAAACGCACUAGGAGGAAAAGUUCUAUAGGUAUGCUCGGAGUUUCAAUGGGACUAUCUUUCCAAAGCGUUACCUAAAAACCAAUGGAGUGCUCGACCC
Molecule: messenger RNA, 1825 nt
Organism: Talaromyces proteolyticus
Lineage: Eukaryota; Fungi; Ascomycota; Eurotiomycetes; Eurotiales; Trichocomaceae
Product: amino acid/polyamine transporter I
Exons: 2
Coding region: 129-1667 (512 amino acids)
Biological process (GO): transmembrane transport
Cellular component (GO): membrane
Molecular function (GO): transmembrane transporter activity
Source: RefSeq, a predicted model, not a curated record